AUGGGAUUCAGAGAUUCAGCGCCUUUAUCCGAUUUGAAAGCGCCUCCUUCUCGUCCACCUCCUCCUGACAACACCAACGACGAAAAGAAUCAUCGUCAGAGUUUUUCUCAUCAUCAGAUCGGAACGACACCUAUACCUGCUGCUGCUCUGACGAGGAAUAGUACUGCUGCUGGAUAUUCUUCUUUGCAUCAAAGUUUUCCUGCGGCGGCGGCGUCCUCGUCGCACGCGUCGUCGUUUGGUUCUGGAUUUCAGCAGCAGCAGCAGCAGCCGUCGUCGUCGUCGUAUGCGCCGGUUCAACACCAACACCAACACCAACACCAACACCAACACCAACACCAACACCAACACCAACACCAACAACAUUUCAUGCCACCGUCUCCGGUACCGCCGGCAUCCGUUCAUGGCAUUGCGUCUGCGCAGCAACAGCAAUUACCGGCGGCGCAGUUUUUCAAUCCGAACUCGCAGCAGCAGCCGUUCAUGGUGCCACAACAACAACAACAACAACAGCAACAACAACAUCCUUCUUUGACGACGGCGUUGAAUAAUCAACCGUACCAGCAGCAGCAAAUGCCAGGAACGACUACCACAACCGUUCGCGGGCGCGAACGGUACUGCUCUGGGGGCGCGUGGGUUGGCCCGGCGCCGGCGUGGCCGACGCCACCGGCGACGUGUUCCGUGGAGACGUGCGAUUUUUCGCGAGUGAAGCCAGAGUACGCGAAAUGUUGCGAGACUUUUAGGAAGAGGUACGAAGGGUUGUUUGGUGGUAAUAAUAGCGAUAGCAAUAGCGUGUCCUUCGCGAAGAAGAAAGAGUUGGAAGUCGUGAGUAGAAAGAUUGGAGGUUUAUUUUAUUUGAUGGGGAAAGAUAUCGCGGAGGAGAACGGCGCGGUCACUCAGGAGUUGGGCGUAAAGUUGAACGAUUUAGCCGGCGCGUUAGAGCGCAUGGAUUUUGGAACGGUCAACGCGGUUUUGUUAGAUAUAGGCGCGAAACACUGGGAAGAGGCCGUGUAUUGGUACCCUGGCUUGAAACGAAUCGUGAAGCAGUAA
Bathycoccus prasinos is the source of this 1044-nucleotide messenger RNA. RefSeq lists its product with no specific name. Bases 1 to 1044 code for a protein of 347 amino acids. The transcript has a single exon. Lineage: Eukaryota; Viridiplantae; Chlorophyta; Mamiellophyceae; Mamiellales; Bathycoccaceae. The record is from RefSeq and is a predicted model, not a curated record.